AUGGCUCCCCCUCCUUCCCCCUCCUCUCCCCGUCGGCUGGCGACCACAGAGCGACCUCACGGUUGUCCUGCUGGCAUCCUACAUCCAGGACCCCCAACACCUCUCCAGACCGCCGGUAGUGUGCCCGGCCUGUCAAAGUUUACUUCAGGCGCCUGCACCAUCAUCCAAGGCGCCACUCAUCACUGGCGCGUCGUUUUCGCAUCGGCAAACCUGCAGAUCGCCGCCACCCUAGACCACCGCGCACCUGGGCCACCUCACCACCCUCCUCAUUGCCAAACCAUUGGGCAUACGGACGACCCCAUUGCACAGCACAGCGAUGCCUUUGGUCUUGGGGUCUCGGCUCUCACCACUAGAGAAGAGGAUAUUUACGACAAGCUCAAGAACAUGCUGUCAUGCGCCGUGCCUUCUACCACCUCCACCAUUGCCCCUUACCUCACUCGGAUGGCAUCCGCGCGCAUCGUAAACACUGCCCGCCAGCUCCUCAUUCCAAUAGCAAUGACAGCAGGAUCUCGGCCCGCAGGCUCAACAGAAAGGCCCCCAGUGCCACUAGCCCAGAAGUGCAGAACGGUCUCGGACCACAGCCUCACAGUAGAAAGGCCCAUGUGCCUCUAUCACCAUUCAAGACAAAUGCCCGCACAUUGUGAAAUCUCAUGUGCCGUGCAACGCACCUUGGCCAUGUCGGAUCAUGUCUAUCAAGAAAUCGGCUCCCCCACACACCUUGUGCGGACCGCUGCUCCCAUCAAGCAUGGUGGCUUAGCCCGGCACGGUAUCGCUGUCAACCUCAACUUAGGGUCAACGAGCGUCCCUGCCAACCUUACCUGCACACCCAACGUGCAAUCGCAGCGAGGCAUCGGGCCACAGACUUCCCUGCCGUUCAACCCUGCACACCUUACCUGCAGCCACACGUUGUCCAACCCCACCACCCCAUUGUAA
Apiotrichum porosum is the source of this 933-nucleotide messenger RNA. RefSeq lists its product as uncharacterized. The transcript has 7 exons. The record is from RefSeq and is a predicted model, not a curated record. The coding region runs from base 1 to 933 and encodes 310 amino acids. NCBI's taxonomy places the organism in Eukaryota, Fungi, Basidiomycota, Tremellomycetes, Trichosporonales, Trichosporonaceae.